UUCAGAAAGAUAUUAUGGAAGUUUCUCCCCUUGUUCAUUUAUAUCCUUAAAUCAGAGUAACUACUUCUACACAAGUGGGAUAGUCUCUUUGAAUAGUUCAAAGAAAAGAGGAGGCCAUAACGAAAAGGAGUGGGGUUCUAAUAAAAUUUUUUCGCUUUUUGUCAAAACGCAACCUAGUGGACAUAAAGGUAGCUACUUUUGACAACACAACGUCCGCGUAUAAUAAUUUUAUGGUUUCUCGUUACACGUGUUUCUAGUAAAAGAUUCAUCAUUUUGUAACAACGCUGAAAAGAGUAGCUGUUUUUUUAUAAGUUCAACGAACAUUUGAUCAAUAAAUAGCAUUCAAACCGUAGUUGGAUAGAGAAUACAACAACAUAUCAAUACAUUUCAUAUAAAUAUAUAUGUAUUUAUUUCUUUUUUCUGGUUAAAACUACGAAAAUCGAUUUUCCCAGCAUAAUCUUUAUUAGAAGAAAAAAAAAGGAGAUCACUUCGGAUUUUAGUGCUGGCUUUGACUGUUGCAAUGUACUUUGAAAAUUGUUUUUCAUAUACGUUGAAACUCUGGAGUGAAGGAAUUCCAGCAAAUGUUUUUAGCAGAAGACACGAUAAAAGGAUAGAAUAAAUAUGCAGCUAUGACCUCUUUUCUGAAAAAGAGUCUUCCUUUCAUUACCUCGUUUACUGGAGGAUUGAUAUUCUACAAAAUAUAUAGUUUUAUUAAAAAUAAACGAUUUGUUUCAUUUAUUGGUAAAGCAGUUUUCAUUACGGGAUGCGAUACAGGGUUUGGUUACUUAUUAACCAAACAACUUGCAAAGAUGGGCAUCUUUGUCUUUGCUUCUUGCUAUACGGAUGCUGGUAAAAGAAAAUUGGAAGAGGAAUCUUUACCAGCUGUUAUCCCAAUUAAGGUGGAUGUUAGAAAUACUGCAACUAUACAAGAGGCCUUUGAGAUCGUAUUGGCAACUGUCGAAGAAAAAGAUUUAAGUAAGUAGUAGGACAGGAUAUUGUAUAAAUUAUUGUUUAGUUAGGCCUAUUCGAACCCUCUUUAAGUCUAUUAUAGCAAUAUUUGUAACUUGGUUACUAGGAUUUAACGGUAAACAAGUGUCAAUCUUUGCCGAGAAAUGACAAAGAAUGGUGAAGUGUGCUCUUUCUGUGGUCAAGAUGAUAGAGAGGUAAUUAGGAUACUCGAAUGUGGCCAUCGUACUUGUCAGGAUUGCUCGAAAACUCUAAUAAGUAUCGAUAAGAGUGAUGUUGUUAUUUGCAAACUUUGCGUUGAGUCAGAGCAAGCUGAGGAUGUAAAUAUAAAUGUCGAAUACAUUAAUCCCUUAAGAGCAAAAAGAGAUAGGGAGGAAAAAGAGAAAGAAAAAGAAAAUGAAAAAGAAAAUGAAAAAGAGAAAGAAAAGAAAAGAGAAGACGAAGAACAAGAAAAAGAAAAGGAAAAAGAAAAAGAAAAGAAGGAUAGAAAAGAAACAGAAAAACUGACCGAAAAACAAGAGGAAAAGAAAGAAAGCUUUAAAGAAAUCGUCACUAAAGAGCAAGAUAAAAUUGAGAAUAGUCAGGAAAGUCAGAAAGAAAACACUAUUGAAAUCGAUAAAGAAAAUCCUAAGAGAAAUGAAAGAAAAAAGAGUAGUUCUUCUGAAUCAAGUUCAAGUAGUUCAUCUUCUGACGAUGAAGAGGAAGACAAUGAUCAAAGAAAUUUAUGCUCAGAAUUAGUAGAAGAAAUUGAGUUAUCGAAGAAUCAAAUAAUGGGUCUAACCUCUCUUCCGGAUGAAGAAGGAUUAAUCUUAGUAACAGAUUCUGAUAUCGUAUUAUUGGAUCUGACAGGAAAGGAAAUUCAUAAAUUUCAUUACCUAAUUAAUCACUCAUACACUGGUGGUUUAUGCCUAUCUGAAGACGGAAAUAGAAUUCUUGUGGGUUUAUCGAGUCCAAAAUAUACAGGUGUUGCAUUUUACGAAAGAACAGGGAAAUUUCGAUAUUCAGCUUUCAUUAAACAUCCGGGAGUCAUAACAGCCGUUCAAACUUUUGAUGACGGCCUAAUAAUAUUAGAUAGAGAGAAGAAAAGUAUUUAUCACCUAAAUUCAGAGAAGAGAAUCAUGGAAGAAUUUCCCGGAGAUAGGCGCCAUCUAGCUGAUUUGGUUCACUUAGCAAUUGAUUACCAAUAUCGUUUCUUAAUCUUAGAUCGACGUAAUUGCACAAUCGAAUGUAUGAAUGAGAAGGGUAAAGUUUUAUUUAGCUUCGGUAGCCCUGAAAAUCUCAAUAAUCCAAUAAAAAUAUUAGCGGCUGAAGAAGAUUUAAUCUUAGUAUUGGGGACGAAUAAAAUAACAGCUUUCAAUUACGAAGGUCGAUUUAUCACCAAUAUAUAUCAGACUAAAACUCAUGAAUUUGUAGAUUUUUGUAAAUUGGCACCAAAGUUAAUUGCCAUACUAAGAAAAGAUGGAAAAAUAAUUAAGAUACGAUAUAAUAUCAUGUACCAAAAUUUUCGGAAUACUGCAAUAAAAAGGAAGACAAAUGGCAAAAAAGGACAAAUAAAUUCAACGAAUAAUCAAUUAACUUUUACUCAAAAGAGUACAUGCUGUUGUAUAUCUUAAAAAUGAAAUAGAAAUUUGUAUACUAGGCCUAAUUUAGUAAUAAUAAAAAAAAUACUUAUAGUUAUUUGUUCUUUGUAUGUGUUUUUUAUACAGUUUUCUGGGCUAUUGUAAAUAACGCUGGCGUUUCCACCGUUAAUUCGCCGUUUGAAUUCUAUACGAGAGAUGAUUACGAAAAUGUUUUCAAUAUAAACGUUUUCGGUAUAGCCGAAGUCUCUAGAAUAUUCUUGCCUCUUUUGAAAAUUUCACAAGGAAGAAUAAUAAAUACAACAAGUGCUUCUGGUUUUCUUCCGCUACCUUCGGCAGCCGUUUACUCAACUAGCAAAUACGCUGCCGAAGCUCUAUCGGAUAUUAUGAGAAUAGAGGCAAGAAGAUGGGGAAUAAAGGUGUCCAAAAUUCAACCUGGUCUUUUUAAAACGGAUUGCCAUAAUUAUGAACGUAUGAAAACACUUCGAAAUAGACAAUGGUCCCGUUUACCAGAAGCUAUUCGAUUAGAAUACGGAAAUAAGUUUUCGUAUAGUUCUCUCAAUAUAGCUGAAAAGCAAAUCGAUACGAGAGCUUCGACUAAUUUACAAUUAGUUAUUGAUGCCUACUUGAACGCUCUCUUCUCUAUUCAACCCCAUACCUCUUACAUUAUUGGAUCGGAUGCAAAAUGGGUAUUCUAUCCUCUCUCAUUUGUUCCACAUUGCUUAAGGGAUGUUAUAUUGAGUUUCAUUAGUGCUCCUUUAUUAAAUAGGAGAAAAUGGAAUUUUAAAAAGAGAAAGAACUAAAAACAAAAAUCAUAAAUUUCUUAAAG
This is a messenger RNA of Dimorphilus gyrociliatus, 3372 nucleotides long. The record is from the annotation of a GenBank genome assembly. Lineage: Eukaryota; Metazoa; Annelida; Polychaeta; Dinophilidae.